Bombyx mori (domestic silkworm) is the source of this 2165-nucleotide messenger RNA. Its product is annotated as box C/D snoRNA protein 1. The transcript is spliced from 5 exons. The coding region runs from base 252 to 1337 and encodes 361 amino acids. Gene Ontology annotation, biological process: maturation of LSU-rRNA from tricistronic rRNA transcript (SSU-rRNA, 5.8S rRNA, LSU-rRNA); box C/D snoRNP assembly; snoRNA localization. Gene Ontology annotation, cellular component: pre-snoRNP complex; nucleus. The record is from RefSeq and is a predicted model, not a curated record. Lineage: Eukaryota; Metazoa; Arthropoda; Insecta; Lepidoptera; Bombycidae.
UAAACUAAAUUUACCAUAGAUUAAACAUAGAUUAAACACGAUUUUAAACUAAAUUUACCAUAGAUUAGAUUAAUAUUUGAGAAAAAUAAUUAAGGUUAGAAAAUACUGGCUAUUGGAUAAUGCUAUUAUACGCUUACUAAUGGCUAUUGUUUUUCUUAGAUCGUUAGAUUAUUUAUGUUACACUUGUAGAAUUUAAGAUUGUGGACUAAAUCAGAGAUCUACUGAAAUUUUAAUAAACAAUAAUUAACAAUAUGUCUGCAGACUCAGACUGUGAUGAACUGAGCCAAGAUGGGCUUUCAAGACUUGGUGACUGCGAAGUUUGUGCGGCUAAUAAAGCACUAUACACAUGUCCUAAAUGCGAAGUUAAGACAUGUUGCUUAAACUGCGUGAGAAUCCACAAAAAAGAGUUGGAAUGUGAUGGUAUAAGAGAUCGGACAAAGUUUAUAAGAAUGAAAGAUUUUACCGAUACUGAUCUCCUGAGUGACUACCGGCUGUUAGAAGAAUGCGCGAGGUUUGUUUGGGGAGUCAAGAGAGACGAUAAGAAGAGGUUCACAAGAAUCGAUAAGGAUUUACCAAUUCACCUAUUCAAAUUAAAAAUGGCUGCACGCCAACGGGGUAUUGUGCUUCAGUUUUUAGCACAAAAUUUUACAAGACAUAAAAAUAACACUACAAGAUACAAUUAUAAAAGUAACCUAAUAAAUUGGAGAGUCGAAUGGAUAUUUCCUAAUGUCGACAAAGAACCUAUAAAAUAUGUUGAUGAAAAGUGCCCUGAACAGAAAAAGCUAUCUCAUCUGUUGGAUAAAUAUAUUAACUGUGAUGUGCCUUUUGAAGGAUCAAAAUCACUAUCAUUUUACAAGGCAGCUGGAAUUAGUGGUCUUAAAAUUUUACUUAAAGCCGAAAAAGUUAAAGGAUCAGCCAAGAAAUUCUUUGAACUAGAUCCAAGUGAAUCUUUAGCUGAGAAUCUGUCUGGGAAAUGUAUUGUUGAAUUUCCCAUAAUUUUCAUUGUUUUAAAAGAUCAUGCAUAUAAUUUUGAGAUCAUUACACCAGAAGACGAAUUUGAAGAGAUAGAAGCUAAUAAACUUGUUAAAGAAAUAAAACAAGAUAAUCAUUCAGUUAAUGGAAUUACUAAUGAAGAAAAAUAUAUCAAAGAAAAUCACAGAAAAAGACCAAGAGAAUUAUUAACAGAGAAAAUUGCAAAAGAAAAAAGGAUGGCAUUAGAGAAGGAGAUAAAAGAAGAACGAAAGAAGAAACCAAAAAAUCUCUUGUUUACUACUGGAUACUCAUCUGAAGAAAGUCUUGAGGAUAGUGAUAAUGAAAGUGAAACAGAAAAAAGUUGAAAAUUUUCCUAUUAUUGUUAUAAAAAUGUUCACUGGGACAGUUUAGUUGACAUUUACCUCGUGCCUCAAGGUGGAUAGGUAAAUUAAUGUUGUGAAAACCAGAUCACCUCUGCCCGUCUGGACAAAAAAAAAAACUUAAGGAACUUAAGGAACUUUAAAGUUAGAUGUCAUCCACUUUCAAUGCAAUAUCCCCUAGUAAAAUGCAAGACUAACUGGCUAGGAACCAUUCCCAAGACUAAUGAAUGCCCAUUCUUUUAUAUCAUUCACUCCUGUCAGAGUACCUGUGGAUACAUUGGUGGAUCACUCUGGAAAAUCAUAGUACUAUGACUAUUUGUUAUGGAGGAUCACAGUUACUGGUGGUAGGACCUCUUGUGAUUCCGCACGGGUAGGUACCACCACCCCACCUAUUUCUGCCGUGAAGCAGUAAUGCGUUUCGGUUUGAAGGGUGGGGUAGCCGUUAUAACUAUACUGAGACCUUAGAACGCCUUUACGCCCUUAGCGCGACCUUAGGUGGCGCAUUUACAUUGUAGAUGUCUAUGGGCUCCAGUAACCACUUAACACCAGGUGGGCUGUGAGCUCGUCUAGCCAUCUAAGCAAUAAAAAAAAAAAAUUGUUCAGAUAACUGUGUCAUUCAUUAACUUGAUUUUCCUUAAAAUUAUGGAAACAGAUGGCAAUAAUAAUACAUACUAUAUCAAUGAAACAUAUUUUUAUUGCACUUCAAUAGCCACUAAUGUUUUCUCUGUCAAUAUAAAUAAAUACUCAUUUGUAGCAUUAAUUCCUAAAACUUCUCCAUAUUUGUCAAUGUUGAAUAAAUUUUGUUGUCCCACU